GCGUGUGGUGUAAUAAAAGCAUGUGUUGUAACAUGCAGCUGGUUUGCGGAACUAUAAACUUACUUCUCGUGCUCGGCAAGGCGGCGUCGAUGCCGAACUCGAGCCCGACUACAGAAGCCAUCCGGCUCGCCGAGGAUCCUGUGGGCAACAGAACAAGGAGGGUGUCGGUGGGAAAAGUGUCAUCUCGGGCAGCGAGGAUUGAAUGGGGAGAUGGUUCCACGGGAGAGGACGGGUUUUCCCGAAUGUUAUACCACGACCUUGCCGACGAAUGGAGAAUGCAAAAACACGUCAUCAUGAAGCCAGAAAUCCGAUCUUACGUCCUGGUCAAUCUGAAACCGAGGACUAAAUACGAGGUGUGCGUGUUCGACCCGAAAUUCGUGCACCCUCCCGAAGUGGACUGCGUAACCUUCAAGACUAAAGAUGACAGCGAGGCCUUCGAGUUCAGGGUCAAGGCUUGGGGGAUCGUCGGAGGGAUCGGUUUGCUGCUGCUCCUGGUCGGCGCGGUGUACAGAGUCGUGGUUCGGUACCGGAAAAAGCGCCGGAACCGCGGCGACAACGCCAACGGGGCGAACCUGAUCACCGUCUCGGAUCAGCUCGCCCGUGAACCCGAGGAGUCCACCUCGGACGGACGGGAACGAUCAACGGUAGAGAUCCUCAGUCGUGAAUAA
This is a messenger RNA of Branchiostoma belcheri (Belcher's lancelet), 668 nucleotides long. RefSeq lists its product as uncharacterized. Gene Ontology annotation, molecular function: protein binding. Lineage: Eukaryota; Metazoa; Chordata; Leptocardii; Amphioxiformes; Branchiostomatidae. The transcript has a single exon. The record is from RefSeq and is a predicted model, not a curated record. Bases 21 to 668 code for a protein of 215 amino acids.